UGAUGCGGAAUUUCCAGCUGCGAUGUUCAUACAUUUCUAAAUCGAGCUCCGUGUGUGUGUGUGUGUGUGAGAGAGAGAGGGCCUGCCCUUACCGGGGUGGGUGGGGGGCGGGUUGGGAGGUGAAACUGUGCCUUUGUUCAGAUCUGCAGUAAACCAGCGCAGGGAACUGGAGGCAGCUUCUUUUGACUGUUUACCCGGUCACCAUGGAGACUUCGUCUCUGGAGCGGCAGCUGCAGAGCGUUCAGCGAAACAUUGCCUUCUUAAAGGGUGAACACAUGGAACUACUGCAUGGGCUACACAUGGAGAUCCUGCAACUGCAGAAACGCUGCACCGAGUUAACAUGUGAACUAACAUUGAAGUCGUCAAAAAAUGGCCAAUCAGACGAUUGUGAGCACCAGGAUGACUGCGCCCCCCUCGAGGCUGAAAUCAGGCAGAAGGAGCUGCAGAACGUGGCACUGAGGAAAGAACUGCGCCACAAGGAGGCCCUGAUAGCAGCGCUGGAGGACAGCCUGUGGAGGAGGGAGCGGCUGUUCCUAGAGGAGCUCAAGAGACGGAGCCACAGGAUGACCGUCCUGAACGUUGAACUGCAGAAGCAGUCUGAGACUGCGGCCCAACUCGCAUUCAAGUUGCACAGCGUCAAACAGAAGCUAAGUAACUCCAGGCAAGGUGGUCGUCUUUUGGAUAAGCCUGCUGAUAAAGCCAUCCCUACAUCUCCGGUGUACACGUCAGUCUCGCUGAAGAGGCACCAUAAAGUCCAUUCGAAAAUGACUGAUAAAAUCUGCACCGAGAGGGCAGUGGGGUCAGACUCGACUCAGCAAAGACGCCGGGCAGAACUGGAUGAGCUUGACCCCAUGCCCGACCCUGCACUUUUCCUACGGGCGAGGUGGCAUCAUGGCCAGAGGCACAACCAGGCAGGCUGCUUGGCGGCGCCCGUUAGUCAGGAGUGCAGGCCCGAGAGCGGCGGCCUCGCAACGAUGCAAUCGGUCAAGCCCAGAACUGUGCCAGAGGGGAACUCAAAGUGCUCGAACUUUCUGGGACCUCCUGCUGAGACAGAGAUCCCCCUCACAGAUGAGGAGAGCGCCGGCGAGGAUUUGCAAAAGGCGCGAGAGAGUGUGCGAAAAUAGGGCAGCUUUAUCACGGGUUGUCAAGGUCAAGAAAGAACUUGCUUUGAUACAGCAUCCUUUCACAUCCCGAGAUGCAUCGCAUGCAACAAAUUAUCAUAUUGGUCACUGUGCAGGCAAAUGUAGCAGCGUCCUUGCACAAAGCAAGGCCCCACAUGCAACAAUGGAGUGUACAAUCAAAUGUUCCUUCAUCUGAAGCCCCUGUCCUGCAGUUUACUGAGGCUGCAGCCCAUUGAUCCAAAACCCCAAGCUGAGCUUGAAUCCUCUCAAAUAACAUCUUGGAAAAACAUUCUAUUUAAGGUGAAGAAUAGGCAAAUAACACAAAGCUUUCUUAUUAACCUCAGGAGU
This is a messenger RNA of Rhincodon typus (whale shark), 1469 nucleotides long. It is a transcript of the gene ccdc92ba, whose product is annotated as coiled-coil domain containing 92Ba. Bases 204 to 1124 code for a protein of 306 amino acids. Lineage: Eukaryota; Metazoa; Chordata; Chondrichthyes; Orectolobiformes; Rhincodontidae. The transcript has 4 exons. The record is from RefSeq and is a predicted model, not a curated record.